Molecule: messenger RNA, 903 nt
Organism: Mytilus californianus (California mussel)
Lineage: Eukaryota; Metazoa; Mollusca; Bivalvia; Mytilida; Mytilidae
Product: BTB/POZ domain-containing protein KCTD21-like
Exons: 2
Coding region: 107-640 (177 amino acids)
Biological process (GO): protein homooligomerization
Molecular function (GO): protein binding
Source: RefSeq, a predicted model, not a curated record
AUGUUUCUUUAUGGUUUGACGUAGGUAAAAUUACUCAAUUAUAGAUUUCGUUAUAGAUUUAGGGUUUUGUGAAUUACAAAUAAUAAAUGUAAUUCUUACGAUUAACAUGUUUGCAAUUCAUGUUGAAAUAAACAAAUGUAACAUCUGGAGAGAAAUGGUAAUGGCGGAUAGGGUUGUAAAACUUAACGUUGGUGGCGUGUUAUACACGACAUCUAAAUCUACCCUUACUUCGAUACCCCAGUGUUAUCUUUGUCAGCUGGUGACAGGAGCUAUCAGACCACUUAGAGAUGAACGGGGGACGAUAUUUAUCGACAGAGACGGGCACGUCUUCAGGUACGUCCUUAACUACCUGAGAUCCAAGAAACUUACUUUACCACAAGGUUACAAAGAGUUAGCUAUGUUGAAGGAGGAAGCAGAAUACUACGAUUUGUGUCAGCUAGUGUUCAACGUGGAAAAGGUUCUAAAAUCUAGACGGAGAAACCGGAACAAGCCUCGGAACAAAGGAGGACAGAAUCAGAGGGUUGCGCCGUCCAACGCCCUUAGCAGAAGUCUCGGAUCUGACAUGAACUCUCUCGCCCUUUGUGACGAGAAUGGGUCGGUUAUUUUCGAAGAUGAUUCUUCGGAUUAUUUUUAUGAUUAGUGGUAAUGUGAACUGCUUUAUUAUAGUCAUCCAGAUUCACUUCAGUUGUCUGGUGAUCAGAAAUCAUUCAUGCAUGCCGCAUUCAACUGUGUUUGUGCUGGCCAAAACUAGAUUACAGCUUUCGAUCUAGCUUGUUCAUAUUUUUGGAAGUAUUACCGGUGAAAUCAAUGACUUAAAAGUUUCGUACUUGUUUCGGAGUCACUCUAAAAAUCGCAGUGAUUUUAAAGUCAUUUGUGUUUAAAAUAAAAUGGAUUGACGGGUAA